Molecule: messenger RNA, 1476 nt
Organism: Marmota monax (woodchuck)
Lineage: Eukaryota; Metazoa; Chordata; Mammalia; Rodentia; Sciuridae
Gene: Tmem174
Product: transmembrane protein 174
Exons: 2
Coding region: 96-824 (242 amino acids)
Source: RefSeq, a predicted model, not a curated record
GCCCAAAGUUCUUCUAUAACUAAUCUGAACCUGCGAUUCCUCGGCUUUCACAACCCCUUUCCCCUCUGAGAAGCAGGGACCUUGCGUGAGGGACCAUGGAGCACGGCAGCAGCCGCUUGGAGGACUUCCCUCUCAAUGUGUUUUCGGUCACCCCUUACACACCCAGUACCGCUGACAUCCAGGUGUCCGACGACGACAAGGCGGGGGCCACCUUACUCUUCUCAGGCAUCUUUCUGGGACUAGUGGGGAUCACGUUCACCGUCAUGGGCUGGAUCAAAUACCAAGGCGUCUCCCAUUUUGAGUGGACCCAGCUCCUUGGGCCCAUCCUGCUGUCAGUCGGGGUGACGUUCGUCCUCAUUGCUGUGUGCAAAUUCAAAAUGCUCUCUUGCCAGUUGUGCAAAGAAAGUGAGGAAAGGGUCCUGGACUCGGAACAGACAUCAGGAGGACAAUCCUUUGUUUUCACCGGCAUCAACCAACCCAUCACCUUCCACGGGGCCACUGUGGUGCAGUAUAUCCCUCCUCCUUACAGUACUCAUGAGCCGAUGGGGAUGAACACCUCCUACCUGCAGCCUGUGGUGAACCCCUGUGGUCUCAUACCCUCUGGAGGAGCAACUGCCACCAUGCCAAGUCCCCCUCAGUACUACACCAUCUACCCUCAAGACAAUGCUGCGUUUGUGCAGGGCGCGGACUGUCCUUCUUUCAUGGAUGGCGGAGAUGACAGACGCAGCCCUGACGCUGACCAGCUAGAAGACACACAGCUGGAAGGGGACAGUGCUCGCUUCUCACCUCCGCCCUAUGAGGAAAUAUACAUCCUCCCCCGCUAGAGGCUAGACUAUCAUGCUAAGGGAAUGAGUAUUUGAAUUAUUGUGACCUGACAACUGGCAUGUUCUGUGCUGUGACCUUCAGAAAUUAGGCAGCAGUGCAGCCAGGCAGCCUGACAUUCAAGGUGGGAAGUUAAAUGUUUCAGGCUGGUAAAGAUUACAGUGGCCCAGGAAAGUUCCCCUUUAGUACAGCUUCAAAUCCUCUCAGGUGAGCACCUCUCUGUGUAAGAUCCCCAAGGAUUUCACCUGCUCCCCUCCCCCUUUCACUCUGCAAAGGCAUUGGUGUCUCAGUUUUAACUCCAGCAGCCAAGGGAAAAAUCACUGCUUCUGAGAUAAUCACUGCUUCUCAGGGAGCUUCCACAGCAGUGCGAGUGGGGUGGGAAGGGAGCAGGGGAGAGAAAAGAGGUUCAACUAAAGAUUUCCCAGUGCUUGUCCUGGGCCCCAAAGUGGACUUGUAUAUCCCAAUCAACCCAGUUGCCUUCUGGUUUCCCUUGAGGACUCUGAAUAUGUUAAAGGCUGAAAAACAGAUGCAUAAAUACAGUAAAAUAAGAUAAAAUAAUGUCUCCUGUUGGAAUAGUGUUGGAGAACUGGCCAAACCAUAUGGAUGAAAUGAUAAUGAGAUAAUGAUGUGAAUAAAUCUGUAGGUUAUCCCUGA